AUGCAUUAUUGGAUCCUUUCAGUGGUAAUUUCUGCUGUUACCCUGGCACGGUGCAGUGAUGAUCAGGCUUGCAAACGUUGGGGUAGGUUUGAUUUACUGGGCUUUUCCAAGGAUGGAGAUGUCAUGUUGGGUGGAAUUUUUGGAGUGCAUUACCAUGUUGAGCAUCCGGACCUCUCGUUCAGCAAUCACCCGGAGACAGCAAAUUGCCUCAGCUUUCGGUUCAGACCUUUCCGUUUUGCACUGGCGAUGAUUUUUGCAAUAGAGGAAAUAAACAAUGACGCAGCUCUGCUUCCCGGUGUCACACUGGGAUACCGUAUAUACGAUUCUUGUAACUUGCCCCAGUUAUCAUUAAAAGCAGCUUUGGAGUUUCUAAACAGUCCCGAGACCAACAUUUCCUCUGAUAACUGUAAAAACUCCGCUGUUGUUUCUGCGAUUGUAGCUGAUUCUGGAUCCACGCAGUCUUUAGCAAUAGCACCUUCCAUCGGUGCCUUCAGAAUCCCUAUGGUUAGCUACUUUUCUACCUGCACAUGCCUCAGCAAUAGAAAGGAAUAUCCAUCAUUUUUUCGAACAAUACCGAGUGAUUACUAUCAGGCUAAAGCAUUAGCCCAGCUCGUGAAACAUUUCGGAUGGACCUGGAUUGGAACUGUUAAGAGUGAUGAUGACUAUGGGAACUUUGGAAUGCAAGCAUUUGAAGAGGCUGUGCAACAAUUAGGCAUUUGCAUUGCUUUUUCCGAGUCAUUUCAUAAAACAUUUACUCGAGACAAGUUGCUGAAAACAAUUGACACCAUAAAAACCUCUACUACAAAAGUUGUCGUUGCUUUUGUUGGAGAAUCAAAUAUGGGUGUUCUUCUAAAAGAAAUGAUUAGACAAAAUCUCAGCGGCAUACAAUGGAUUGGAAGUGAAUCAUGGGUUUCCACGUUGCUUCUUCCUCCGGAAGAAAGUAAAAAGAUUGCAUCUGGUGCAAUUGGGGUUGCAAUUCGCAAAGUCAGUAUACCAGGGUUGAGGGAGUUCCUGAUGAAAGUUCACCCAUCCUUGUAUCCAGGAAACCUCUUGGUGAAAAAGUUUUGGGAAAGUUGUUUCGGCUGCAGUCUAAGUGGUGGAAUCAAAACAGAUACUCGACAAACUGAGUCAGAGCUUAAGGAAUGCACGGGGAGAGAACAUUUACAGAAUGUCCAAAAUGAUUUUACUGAUGUGUUGCAGUACAGAGUGACUUACAAUGUGUACAAAGCAACUUAUGCUAUAGCUCAUGCACUUCAUAAUAUGGCAUCAUGUAAAACUGGGGAAGGACCGUUCUUCAAUGGGAAUUGUGCAAACGUUUCAAAUUUUCAACCAUGGCAGUUAUUAUACUACAUGAGAACGGUGAAUUUCAUAACCAAGAUUGGCGAAAAGGUUUAUUUUGAUGAAAACGGAGACCCUGUUGCAACAUAUGACAUUGUAAACUGGCAACCAAAUGUCCUUGGUACAGUUGACAUUGUAAAUGUUGGGCACUAUGAUGGAUCAGCCCGUUUUGGAGAAGAAUUUUCCCUAACAGAAGAGGCAAUUGUUUGGAGUGGUGGUCAGAAGUUGGUUCCUAAAGCUGUUUGCUCUGAAAGCUGCCAUCGAGGAACAAGGAAAGCCGGAAGAAAAGGACAACCUAUUUGCUGUUUUGAUUGCAUACAAUGUGCACAAGGAGAAAUAAGUAACACGACUGAUUCCGUUCAUUGUACAAAAUGUCCAUUGGAAUUUAAAUCUAAUGAAAGACAGGAUCAGUGCAUCCCAAAGGAAAUCGAGUUUCUUUCCUUUUUCGAGACAAUGGGAAUCAUUCUCGUGGCCCUGUCGUUGUUGGGAGCUGGCACCACUGUUGGUGUGUUCACAAUAUUCUAUGUCUAUAGACAAACUCCGAUAGUUAAAGCUAAUAACUCUGAGUUAAGCUUCCUUCUUCUUUUUGCCUUGACACUUUGCUUUCUGUGUGCAAUUACAUUCAUUGGUGAACCUUUAGUUUGGUCUUGUAUGCUCUGCCACGUAGCGUUUGGUAUUAGUUUUGUUCUUUGCAUAUCUUGUGUCUUAAGUAAAACAAUAGUCGUGGUGAUGGCAUUCAAAGCAACGUUUCCUAACAAGAAUAUGAUGAAGUGGUUUGGACCAAGACAACAACGGCUGAUGGUUUACAUCCUUACCCUGGUACAAUGUGCAAUAUGUACUGCCUGGUUAAUUCUAUUGCCACCUUAUCCUUUGAAAAACACUCGUCACUUUAAUGAGAUCAUCGUUUUUGAAUGCAAUGUAGGAUCGCCGUUCGCCUUUUAUUGUGUACUCGGUUAUAUUGGAUUUCUGUCUUGCGUAUGUUUUGUGGUAGCUUUUUUAGCUCGCCAACUUCCAGAUAACUUCAAUGAAGCUAAACACAUAACGUUUAGCAUGCUUAUCUUUUGUGCAGUUUGGAUAACUUUCAUUCCAGCUUACAUAAGUUCGCCAGGGAAAUAUACUGUGGCAGUUGAAGUAUUUGCUAUUUUGGCCUCCAGUUUUGGUCUGCUUAUUUGCAUUUUUGCCCCAAAAUGUUAUAUUAUUCUUCUGAAGAAAGAAAAGAAUACAAAGAGGAAUAUGAUAGGCCCAGUGACUUCAAAAAAAACCUUGAAAACUUUCGUCAGUAAGGACCAGAUAUUUUAG
Molecule: messenger RNA, 2637 nt
Organism: Rhincodon typus (whale shark)
Lineage: Eukaryota; Metazoa; Chordata; Chondrichthyes; Orectolobiformes; Rhincodontidae
Product: extracellular calcium-sensing receptor-like
Exons: 6
Coding region: 1-2637 (878 amino acids)
Biological process (GO): G protein-coupled receptor signaling pathway
Cellular component (GO): membrane
Molecular function (GO): G protein-coupled receptor activity
Source: RefSeq, a predicted model, not a curated record